This is a messenger RNA of Oncorhynchus kisutch (coho salmon), 3772 nucleotides long. It is a transcript of the gene inhbab, whose product is annotated as inhibin subunit beta Ab. Bases 1 to 1653 code for a protein of 550 amino acids. The record is from RefSeq and is a predicted model, not a curated record. Gene Ontology annotation, molecular function: growth factor activity; cytokine activity. The transcript is spliced from 6 exons. Gene Ontology annotation, cellular component: extracellular region. NCBI's taxonomy places the organism in Eukaryota, Metazoa, Chordata, Actinopteri, Salmoniformes, Salmonidae.
AUGUGUAAGCAGGCCAGCUCAGCACAGCUCCAGCAACUAUCAUGGAUGUGUAAGCAGGCCAGCUCAGCACAGCUCCAGCAACUAUCAUGGAUGUGUAAGCAGGCCAGCUCAGUACAGCUCCAGCAAAUAUCAUGGAUGUGUAAGCAGGCCAGCUCAGAACAGUUCCAGCAACUAUCAUGGAUGUGUAAGCAGGCCAGCUCAGCACAGCUCCAGCAACUAUCAUGGAUGUGUAAGCAGGCCAGCUCAGCACAGUUCCAGCAACUAUCAUGGAUGUGUAAGCAGGCCAGCUCAGCACAGCUCAUGCUUGGUUCGUCUCAGCUCUGUGAAAAUGACUAUGCGGUGGAGUACCGCACGCUAGCAGCAGAGGGUACCUGGAAUAUGGAACCGCUGUUCGACAUGUUCCUGCACGGAUUAUCGGAGGAGAUAAAGGAUGAGCUGGCAGCCCGAGAACUACCAACCGAUCCCGACUCACUCAUCGCUUUAACCAUCCGGAUCGAUGCGCUGGACGGGCGCUCUGUAGGACGGGUCACCCACCAGACCACCCCGGUCAACCUACGAGUGUCAGGGAACCACAGCGAGACAAUCCAAUUCCUGCUGGUUGAGUCUCUGCAGGUUCCCGUGGUAUUGGGAUUAUCUUGGCUCCAGCAACACAAUCCCUCCAUUGACUGGGCUGCUGGUGCCAUCGUGGGCUGGAACCUGUCCUACAUCCCCGGAAACCGAGACCUCGCGCUCCAAGAUCAUUAUCCCCUCUGCUGCCACCCCGUCUCAUCGACGGCCGACCGGCGUACAGGUGCCAGCACCCCCGCUCAGCCAGGUAUGCGCCCAGGCGACGCUACAUCCGCUGUGACCUUUGACAUUUCCAAGGAGGGCAGUGAGCUCUCAGUGGUGGAGCAGGCUAACGUGUGGCUUUUCCUCAAGCUGGCCAAGGGGCGAGGCAAGGGCAAGGUGAACAUACAGCUUCUGCAGCACCGCCGGCAGAAGACCAAAGCACCAGGCUUUGCCUUCAACGAGACCCAGGGCGAGGAGGAGGAGUUGGUGUCUGAGAAGAUGGUGGACACGAGGCGCAGCGGCUGGCACACGCUCCCCGUGUCGCACAGCAUCCAGUCCCUCCUGGACACCGGUGGCAGCAUCAUUGAUCUACGAGUCUCCUGCCCGCAGUGCACCGAGGCGGGCGCCACACCCAUCUUGGUUCACACCGAGGGCGAGCAACCGGGACGGGAGAGGGACCAAUCCCACCGGCCUUUCCUCAUGGUCGUAUUGCGGCCCGGCAUGGAGGAACAUGCUCGCCGACGCGCCAAACGUGGCCUGGAGUGCGACGGAAAGAUGCACAUCUGUUGCAAGCGGCAGUUCUAUGUCAACUUCAAGGACAUCGGCUGGAACGACUGGAUCAUCGCGCCGCCGGGCUACCACGCCAACUACUGCGAGGGCGACUGCCCCAGCCACGUGGCCAGCAUCACGGGCUCCUCGCUGUCCUUCCACUCCACUGUCAUCAACCACUACCGAAUGCGGGGCUACGCGCCCUUCCAGAACACCCAGUCGUGCUGCGUGCCCACGCGGCUACGCGCCAUGUCUAUGCUCUACUACAACGAGGAGCAGAAGAUCAUCAAGAAGGACAUCCAGAACAUGAUUGUGGACGGGUGUGGCUGCUCAUAAGAGACAGUGAAAGAGAGCAGAUAUAUAUAUAUAUAGACUCACCAAUAACAAGAAGACACCCGUUGGGAUGAUGGGCCGUUUAUCCCUUCAAACAAAAACAAAUACCUUUCUUGGGGAGUCAUGUAAAAAAUUUGUUGACUGACUGAUCUGUCCGUUUCGUCUGAUUAUCCAAUGGGAAAUUGUGAAGUCUCUGUGGCACUUUCAGAUUAAAAAAGGAGAAUACAGAAUAUAUUUUUGUUGAAUGGAGAGCAAGAGUGGGACUACUUAUGUGAUUCCUGCUUCUCUGCACUGCAAUGAACAUGGGAAUAAUUUUCCCUGAAAGAAAAAACUAUGCAACUGAUCAAGUAUUACCGUGUGGUCUUUUUAAUGUUUCUUUACACAUUAUGGUUAUUAUGUUUUGAUUUAUUUUUUAAUGUUUCUUUACACAUUAUGGUUGUUAUGUUUUGAUUUAUUUUUUCAUUUGUAUAUAUAUAUAUAUAUAUAUAUAUAUAUAUAUAUAGACUUUUUUGUUGCUAAUUUUUUUGUUGUUGUUUUUGUUCGCGUCUGUGUUUCAGUUGUUUUGUAUUGUUACUGUUGAGAGAUACUUGAAAGAAAUAGGUUUGACCAGCUACUGGAGCCAAACACUUUUAUAAUUAAUAACACGUUUUUUUUUAUUAUUAUUAAUAUUUCUGAACUAUUUUGUCUUUUUACAUGAAAAACAAUUAUUCAUGUUGAGAUUUGCACUAUACCAACAUUCUUGCCAGCUUGAUCACAUUGACGGUAAAACACCAAACAGAUGAAAAGACAGACUUCUAAAAACAUAUGAAGAGUUUUUUUUCCAACAUUGUAAAAAAAAAAGUUGUAUUUAUUAGCUUUUAUAUUUGAAAGAACUUCUGAAAGAAAUUGGGUUGAGUCUAUCCUAAUCAUGGCAUGGAGUUCAAUGACAGAAAUCUAUCACUUGAUGGUUUAUUUCAGUGACAAAUAAUCAUGUAGUUUAGCUAAAAGUAGUAUUGCUAGGUUUUACACAGUCAAAUGUAACAAAUAACUAUGUUUUUUGAUAUAUAUAUAUAUAUAUAUAUAUAUAUAUAUAUAUAUAUAUAUAUAUAUAUAUAUAUAAUAAUGAACUGUACAAAUGUUACGUAUGACAUCAAUACUUAAAUAUAUGAAACAAUACUAAUCAGUAGAGUAAUAUGAGAUGUGUAUGUAAAACAUUUACAUUUGACCUUUUAGUAAUUUAGCAAAUACUCUUAUCCAGAGUGACUUCAUCUUAAGAUAUCUAGGUGAGACAUCCACAUAUCACAGUCAAAUAUACAGGAUCUGAACAUUACAUUCCACCUAAACAAUGGAUAUCUAUACUUAUAUAUAUAUAUAUAUAUAUACUUAAAAUAUUUAAAUGAAACAUCUGAGAACACGUGAAGGUACCCAUAAACAAUCAUUUCUGAUGAAAAAAAACACAAAUGUGAAAAAAUUGGUGGAUAUAACAUUUUUGGAAAUAAACUCUUCAUAUACAUUUAUAUCAUAUACAUAUACAUCAUACACACUACAGUUACGGAACAUAGUCUCUCAAUCAAAGUAACACCAAAGACAGGAGCACCAUUAGCUUUCAAGUUGAGCAGUUUACCAGAAGGACAAUCUCUACUGAAGCGUCUCGAUUAAUAUUCCUAACAACUAGCGAUGACAAAGACAAACAACACUUUGAUGUAGGAUGAAACAUACACUUAAAAGUCCUAAAAAAAAAAAAAAAUUCUGACGGUUAAAUGAUUUUUUUUUUAAAUCCCAUAAUUUUCUUUCUUCAACAAUUCUUUCAAUGCCAUUUUCUUGUUCUAAAUGACAAAAUUGAAAUUGGAGAACAGUGUAGUUGUAGACAUGUAAUAUAUAUGAUAAUAAACAUACUGUAUAACAUGAAAUGUCAUAAAUAACAAAUACAUAAAGAUCAUUGAAUGUGUUUUAAUUUGGUGAAUUAUUCUUCCAUUGACAAAAGAGAAGACUCUGAAAACAUUUGGACAUCUUUACAUACUCUUAAGUUACUGAACAUACGGUGUUAUAUUACUUUGUUGUACAAACCACAAAUGUCACUUGUGGAUAUGUUUUUAUAUAAUUUAUUUGGCAGAAAUGUUUGCUUCAUUAUUAAACACAAUGA